Molecule: messenger RNA, 8759 nt
Organism: Magnolia sinica
Lineage: Eukaryota; Viridiplantae; Streptophyta; Magnoliopsida; Magnoliales; Magnoliaceae
Product: protein SABRE
Exons: 23
Coding region: 275-8242 (2655 amino acids)
Source: RefSeq, a predicted model, not a curated record
CACAGACGACUGCUCCAAACAGUUUCUUCUCUGCAGAUCGCGGAUCAAACCCCGACCCUCCCACCCUAUAAAUAUCCCCUUCAUUUCAUCCGAUUUCUCUGAAAUUAGUUUCCAGGAGAUGGAUUUUGGAGACCGGGAGUUUGUAGUUAGGGUUUCUUCCAUAACCGCAUCUGGCGCCCUCCCAGGGCAACCGUUCCCUUGAUUCCGACCCGUUUUGUUUGAAAGAUCGGUGUUUUCUUCUUCGAGAUCGAGGGAUUCGCUGCCGUGGUUGGAAAUGGCAUUGUCGCCAGUCAGGUUCCUGUUCAUGCUCUUGGUUGUCAGCGUCUUCGGAUGGAUCAUUUUCAUAUUUGCUGCAAGGUUGCUGGCUUGGUUUCUCAGCCGGAAUAUGGGAGCAUCCGUUGGGUUCCGGGUUGCUGGAUGCAACUGUUUAAGGGAUGUUGUUUUGAAGUUCAAGAAGGGUGCUGUUGAAUCUGUAUCUAUCGGUGAAAUCAAACUCAGUCUGCGUCAGUCUUUGGUCAAGCUUGGGUUCAGUUUUAUUUCAAGAGACCCAAAAUUGCAGGUGUUAAUAUGCGAGUUGGAAGUUGUAAUCAGGCCUUCUGAACAAAAAAUGAGGAAGGGUAAACCUAAGACUCAGAGACCACGUUCUGCAGGCAGAGGAAAGUGGAUGGUUGUGGCUAACAUGGCAAGAUUUUUAUCAGUUUCUGUGACAGAAUUAGUUGUCAAGGUGCCAAAAGCUACUAUUGAAGUUAAAGAUCUGAAAGUGGACAUAUCUAAAGAUGGUAGAUCAUUGCCAACACUGCUUGUCAAGCUUCACCUUCUACCAUUUCUUGUUCACUUGGGUGAUUCACGGCUUAGUUAUGACCAGUCAUCAAAUUUUAGUCAAGGAGCAAGUAUGUCCCCUGGACAAGAAUCUUCAGCACUGAUGGAAAAGAAUCCUCCUUUCCUUUGCGAGGAAUUGUCACUCUCUUGUGGGUUCAGUCAUGAUAGGGAAAUAGGUAUCGUUAUCAAGAAUGUGGAUAUCACCAGUGGAGAAGUCACUGUUAACCUAAAUGAGGACUUAUUUCCCAAAAAAAAGACAGAUGCUGUUGAAGGGGCUACUUUGGACUCUUCAGAUGCUAGGAAAUUGGAGAAGAAGCAAAAUGCACUUCAAUCACUGAAGAAGAAUAUUCUUGGGUUUCCAGAAAAGGUUAGUUUCAAUUUGCCAAAGCUGGAUGUGAAGUUUGUUCACCGGGGGCAGAAUAUUUUUGUUGAGAAUAAUGUAACGGGUAUUCAUCUACGGAGCAGCAAGUCACAGUCCUUCGAAGAAUCAGGAGAAACUACUUCCCGCCUUGAUGUUCAGAUGGAUUUCAGCGAAAUUCAUCUUCUUAGAGAAGGUGGCACAUCUGUCUUGGAGAUACUGAAAGUUGCUGUUAUUUCUUCAUUUGACGUUCCAUUGCAACUCACAGCACCUGUCAGAGCUGAAACCGAUAUCAAACUUGGUGGUACCCAGUUCAAUAUUAUUAUGAGCAGAUUGAAGCCAUGGAUGCAGCUUCACAUGUCAAAAAAGAAGAAAAUGGUGCUACGUGAGGAAACUCCCAGCAUUGAUAGGUCACAGCAAUCUGAUCUAAAAGCCAUAAUGUGGACAUGUACUGUCUCAGCUCCAGAGAUGACUAUUGUGCUUUACAGUCUCAGUGGCUCGCCAUUAUACCAUGGGUGCUCACAGUCGUCACAUUUGUUUGCAAAUAAUAUAGCAAGUAUGGGAAUUGCAGUACACGUUGAACUGGGUGAAUUACAUUUGCACAUGGCACAUGAAUAUCAACAAUGCUUGAAGGAAAGCCUAUUUGGUGUUGAAACAAAUUCCGGUUCCUUAAUGCAUAUAGCACGGGUUAGUCUAGAUUGGGGGCACAAAGAAAUGGAAUCACCUGACGAACAUGAUACCAAUAGGUGGAAAUUAAUGUUCUCCAUUGAUGUAACUGGUAUGGGUGUAUACUUUAGCUUCCAGCGUGUUGAAUCACUUAUAUCAACGGCAAUGUCCUUUCAAGCACUUCUAAAGAGCCUUUCUGCUUCUGCUAAAAGAACGACACAAAACAGGGUGGGCCGUUCCAGCAAACCGUCAUCAAAAGGGACUCGUCUCUUGAAAUUUAAUCUUGAACGGUGUUCAGUAAAUCUCUGUGGUGACGUGGGAGUGGAAAAUGCAGUUGUUGCAGAUCCUAAGCGUGUUAAUUUUGGAUCACAGGGUGGUGAAGUUAUAAUUAGUGUCUCUGCUGAUGGUACCCCACGUAAAGCAGAUGUAAUGUCUACAGUCUCCAAUGGAUGCAAGAAUCUGAAAUACUCGAUGUCUCUUGAAAUUUUUCAUUUCAGUCUUUGUGCAAACAAAGAAAAGCAGUCCACUCAGAUGGAACUAGAAAGAGCUAGAUCUAUCUAUGAGGAAUAUACUGAGGAACAUAGGCCUGAUGCAAAAGUAACUUUGUUCGAUAUGCAGAAUGCAAAAUUUGUGCGGCGUUCUGGUGGGCAUAAUGAGAUUGCUGUUUGUUCUCUUUUUAGUGCAACUGAUAUUGCGGUCAGGUGGGAGCCUGAUGUACAUUUGUCACUAUAUGAAUUCAUCUUGCGCGUGAGGGUUCUUUUGUACACUCAGAAGCUGCGGGGACCUGAUAACGAAAUAAAGGGAGAGCUUUUCAAUGGAAAAGAUAUGGAACCAGAGAAAGGAGCUACUCUAGACCCAGUGCGACCUGAUAAACAACUGAAAAAAAGGGAAUCCGUUUUUGCUGUUGAUGUGGAAAUGCUGACAAUAUCUGCUGAAGUUGGAGACGGAGUAGAGGCAAUGGUUCAAGUGCAGUCCAUCUUUUCUGAGAAUGCGAGGAUAGGAAUACUACUGGAAGGGCUUAUGCUUAGCUUUAAUGAAGCCAGAGUAUUCAAGAGUAGCCGGAUGCAAAUUUCUCGCAUUCCUAAAGUGUCUACCUCACAUAGUUCUCUUGAUGCAAAAGUGACCACAUGGGAUUGGGUGAUUCAAGGCCUUGACGUUCAUAUUUGCAUGCCUUACAGGUUGCAGUUACGUGCUAUUGAAGAUGCUGUUGAGGAAAUGUUGCGAGGUUUGAAGCUUAUCUCUGCUGCUAAGACUAGUCUGAUAUUUCCUGUAAAAAAAGAAAGCUCAAAGAAGGCAAAAGUUAAGUCAUCAAAAGUAGGACGCGUACGAUUCAGCAUACGCAAGCUAACAGCCGAUAUUGAGGAAGAGCCAAUACAAGGGUGGCUUGAUGAACAUUAUCAUUUGAUUAAGAAUGAGGCCAGAGAAUUAGCUGUUCGGUUGAAGUUUCUUGAUGAUAUUGUUUCAGAAGUUAACAAGGAUUCAGGGACUGCCGAACCCAAUGAACUGUCUUCUGAAAGGAAGAUACACCAUAAUGGAAUUGAGAUUGAUGUACAUGAUAGUUUGGCUGUUCAAAAAUUGCGAGAAGAAGUUCACAAGCAGGCAUUUCAGUCCUAUUACGAGGCAUGUAAGAAGUUGGUAAUUUCGGAAGGAUCAGGUGCCUGUAGGACAGGCUUCCAAGCUGGCUUUAAGCCGAGUACUGCCAGAACAUCUCUUCUAUCCAUUUGUGCUACGGAGUUGGAUGUCACCUUGACUAAAAUUGAAGGUGGUGAUACUGGAAUGAUUGAUUUUAUAAAGAAGCUUGACCCUGUUUGUCUCGAGCAUGAGAUACCAUUCUCUCGGAUGCUUGGGCGAAAUAUUGUUCUGAAUGCUGGAUCUCUAGUUGCCAAUAUUAGAAACUACACAUUUCCAAUUUUUUCUGCAACUGCUGGUAAAUGUGAAGGUCGUAUUGUGCUUGCGCAACAGGCAACAAGUUUCCAACCCCAAAUUCAACAAGAAGUUUUUGUUGGCAGGUGGAGGAAGGUGCGUAUGCUGCGUUCAGCAAGUGGUACCACUCCACCAUUGAAAACGUACUGUGAUCUACCAUUACAUUUUCAAAAAGCAGAAGUUGCCUUCGGAGUGGGUUUUGAACCUGUUCUUACUGAUAUAAGCUAUGCAUUCACAGUAGCUCUCCGCAGGGCUAAUUUAAGUGUUAGGGGUUGUGAUCCCAAUAUUAAGGGUGAUAAUGCCACAAAUGGUUUGCAAAUUUCAAGUGUUAAUGUUUCAGACAAUCAACAGCCUAAAAAGGAACGCAGCUUACCAUGGUGGGAUGAAGUUCGGAAUUACAUUCAUGGGAAAAUUAGCUUGACUUUUGCUGAAACCAGAUGGAACUUGCUUGGUACAACUGACCCUUAUGAAAAACGUGACAAGCUUCAAAUUGUUUCUGGUUACAUGGAGAUCCAGCAAUCGGAUGGUCGUGUUUUUGUUUCUGCAAUGGACUUCAAGAUUUCCGUGACAAGUUUGGAGAGUUUAAUCAACAGUUGCAGUUUAAAACUUCCACCUAGUGUAUCUGGGGCUUUCCUUGAGUGCCCUGCCUUUGUCCUUGAAGUGACCAUGGAUUGGGAAUGUGAUUCUGGUAACCCCCUUAAUCAUUACCUAUAUGCACUUCCCAAUGAAGGGGAACCUCGAAAGAAGGUUUAUGACCCGUUUAGAUCAACUUCCCUCUCUCUCCGUUGGAACUUCUCGCUCAGACCCUCUCUUCCUCCAUCUGAGAAACAAACUCCAUCCCCCAGUAUGGAAGAUAGGUCAGAGCAUGUUUCCGUCAAGUCUCCUACCAUGAAUGUUGGCGCUCAUGAUUUAGCUUGGGUAUUCAAAUUUUGGAACAUGUAUUACAAUCCUCCUCAUAAGUUGCGUUCUUUUUCUCGAUGGCCACGUUUUGGAGUUCCCAGAGUUGCUCGGUCAGGCAACUUGUCUUUAGACAAAGUGAUGACGGAGUUUAUGCUCCGUCUUGAUGCAACACCCACUUGUAUCAAACAUGUGGCGUUAGAAGAUGAUGAUCCUGCUAGUGGAUUGACAUUUAGAACAGCAAGGUUGAAAUAUGAACUUGGUUAUAGUCGUGGUAAGCAGCACUAUACUUUUGAUUGCAAGCGUGAUCCUCUCGAUCUUGUUUACCAAGGUCUUGAUCUGCACCUUCUGAAGUCAUAUGUAGAUAAAGAAAACUGCACCUGUGCUGCUCAAGAUGUUCAAACAAUGAGAAGCUCACAAGCUGCAUCAACAGACAGAGUAGGUCAUGAAAAAUGCAAGUUCCUGGGUGGUAGCUCAGAGAAGCAUCAGGAUGAUGGAUUUCUUUUAUCUUCUGACUAUUUUACAAUAAGAAGGCAAGCACCAAAGGCUGAUCCUGCAAGAUUAUUAGCAUGGCAAGAAGCUGGAAGGAGGAAUGUUGAGAUGACAUAUGUUAGGUCAGAGUUUGAAAAUGGCAGUGACAGUGAUCAUACACGUUCAGAUCCAAGUGAUGAUGAUGGAUUUAAUGUGGUGAUUGCUGACAAUUGCCAGCGUGUAUUUGUUUAUGGCCUUAAGCUUUUGUGGACUAUAAAAAAUAGAGAUGUUGUUUGGUCCUGGGUUGGUGGGAUAUCCAAAGCAUUUGAGCCUCCGAAGCCUUCUCCUUCUCGGCAGUAUGCGCAGAGGAAAUUGCUGGAGGGACAACAGAGAGUCGAUGGGGCUGAAACCCUUCAAGAAGAUAAUUCCAAGCCAUCACCUGCUACGAACCAAUCUACUAGUCUCCCAUCUCCACAGCAUGUGGAGAACUUGGGGUCACCUUCAGCUAAAGUGGAAUCUUCAUCCACUGGAGUUGGUAAGUUCUCAAAGCAUGGAAGCGUUGAUGACUUGGAGGAGGAAGGAACGCGACACUUCAUGGUUAAUGUUAUUCAACCUCAAUUUAAUCUUCACUCAGAAGAAGCUAAUGGUAGGUUUCUUCUUGCUGCAGCCAGUGGCCGUAUCUUAGCACGUUCAUUUCUUUCAGUUCUUCAUGUUGGUUAUGAGAUGAUUGAAAAAGCACUUGGUACUGAAGGCAUUCAAAUUCCUGAGUCUGAACCUGCAAUGACAUGGAAUCGUGUGGAGUUGUCUGUGAUGUUGGAGCACGUGCAAGCUCAUGUUGCACCAACUGAUGUUGAUCCAGGAGCCGGAUUGCAGUGGCUGCCAAAAAUUCUUAGAAGCUCUCCAAAAGUAAAGCGUACUGGGGCCUUACUUGAAAGGGUGUUUAUGCCUUGUACAAUGUACUUCCGCUACACAAGGCACAAAAGUGGAACUGCAGAUUUGAAGGUGAAGCCAUUAAAAGAGCUAACUUUCAAUUCUCCCAACAUUGCAGCAACAAUGACGUCACGCCAGUUUCAGGUUAUGCUGGAUGUAUUAAGCAAUCUUCUCUUUGCUAGGCUUCCCAAGCCCCGAAAAAGUAGUCUAUCAUAUGCUUCUGAAGAUGAUGAAGAUGUUGAAGAGGAGGCAGAUGAGGUGGUUCCUGAUGGUGUUGAAGAGGUGGAACUUGCAAGAAUUGACCUGGAACAUACAGAAAGAGAACGGAAGUUGCUUCUUGACGACAUCAGGAACUUGUCUGUUUCUGGUGAUAUUUCUGGAGAUCUAUGUCCAUCCGCAGAAAAGGAUGGUGAUUUUUGGAUGGUAACUGGUGGAAAGACCACGCUGGUGCAAGGUCUGAAGAAAGAGCUUGGGAACAUACGUAAGUCUAGAAGGGAAGCAUCUGCAUCUCUGAGGAUGGCUUUGCAGAAAGCUGCACAACUACGGUUGAUGGAGAAGGAGAAGAAUAAAAGCCCUUCGUAUGCUAUGAGAAUUUCUUUGAGAAUUAACAAAGUGGUAUGGGGCAUGCUUGCAGACGGUAAAUCUUUUGCUGAAGCUGAGAUCAAUAACAUGAUUUAUGAUUUUGAUCGUGAUUAUAAAGACGUUGGUGUUGCUCAGUUUACAACAAAGUCAUUUGUUGUGAGAAACUGCCUGCUUAAUGCUAAAUCUGAUAUGCUGUUAUCAGCCUGGAACCCUCCUACUGAAUGGGGAAAAAAAUUUAUGCUUCGGGUAGAUGCUAAGCAAGGAGCUCCAAAGGAUGGCAACUCUCCUCUUGAGCUUUUCCAGGUUGAGAUUUAUCCAUUGAAGAUACAUUUGACUGAAACAAUGUAUAGAAUGAUGUGGGAUUAUUUCUUCCCAGAAGAAGAACAAGAUUCACAAAGACGGCAGGAAGUUUGGAAAGUCUCAACUGCUGGGUCAAGACGUCCAAAGAAAAGUGCGUCUGUCUCUGAAUCAGCUGCAUCAAGCGGGCAUCCAAUAAGAGAAUCUGAGGCUCCCUCCCGAGCAGGUGCUCCUGCAGCGUCCUCAGUUUCUGCUGGAGUUGGUCAAUCUGCUCAUGGUGAUGCUUUCCAAGUAUCAAAGUUGCAAAACCUAAAAGCAAAUAUUGUCUGUGGUUCAAGUACAGAGCUUCGACGAACAUCUUCCUUUGACCGAUCAUGGGAAGAAACUGUUGCUGAGUCUGUAGCUAAUGAACUCGUCUUACAAAGCAUGUCUUCCACGAAAAGUGGCCCCCUUAGUGUGACACCAGAGAAUCAGCACGGUGUUAAUGAGGAGACCAGAAAUAAAUCAAAAGAUUUCAAGCUAAUGAAGCCCGGACGCUCAUCCCACGAAGAAAAGAAGGUUGGUAAAGUGCAAGAGGAGAAAAGAUCUAGGGCUCCAAAAAAGAUGAUGGAAUUUCAUAAUAUCAAGAUAAGUCAGGUUGAGUUGCUUGUUACUUAUGAAGGAUCAAGAUUUGCAGUAAGUGAUUUAAGACUACUGAUGGAUACGUUCCAUCGUGUUGACUUUACUGGCACCUGGAGGAGACUGUUUUCACGAGUUAAAAAGCAUAUUAUCUGGGGAGUCCUGAAGUCUGUAACUGGCAUGCAGGGUAAGAAAUUCAAAGAUAAGGCUCAAAGCCAGAGGGAAGCCAUUGUGGCUGCUGUUCCUGACUGCGACCUUAAUUCCAGUGAGAGUGAUGGAGGUCAGGCAGGGAAAUCAGAUCACCCUAUAACUUGGCUCAAGCGGCCAAGUGAUGGAGCGGGUGAUGGAUUCGUCACGUCCGUAAGGGGAUUGUUCAAUUCCCAGCGUCGCAAGGCCAAGGCCUUUGUCUUGCGGACCAUGAGGGGUGAGGCAGACAACGAGUUCCAUGGCGAGUGGAGUGAAAGUGAUGCUGAUUUUUCUCCCUUUGCAAGGCAACUGACCAUAACAAAAGCUAAAAAACUCAUUAGGCGGCACACAAAGAAAUUCCGCUCAAGAGGGCAAAAGGGUUCAGGUACAACAUCUCAGUCUAGAGAAUCACUACCAUCAUCUCCAAGGGAGACCACGCCAUAUCAAAGCGAUUCCUCAAGUGCCUCCUCUCCCUAUGAAGAUUUCCAUGAGUAGGCAGAAGCCUGGCAUGGAUAGGAUUCCUUGAACGCUUCUUGUUUGUGGCGGCAGCCUUGUUUGUGAAAAGGCACAAACAGGACCGCACGGAGUUUUCUUUAGAUCCCGAGCAGUCUGCAAUUGGCUGCGAGGCUUUAUAGAGGUGAGAAGUCAUCUUAAUUUAUCGACCCGGCGAUCAUCGAAGAUGGGUGGAAUCGAGAUGGUUGUCGAGUGAUCUCAAAUAAUUGCCUGGGUUUCUCUCUCCCUGGCGAACCAGUAGAGGAUGGCCUGCAUUCGGCAUCUUUAAGCUCUGCAUCCAUGCUGAUCAAUGGGAGCAGAUAGAUUUAUUGUAUGUUUUGUCAACGUCAGAGGAGCUUAUUCCCUCUUUUUUCCAUCUCUUAUGCUUAUCUAUAUGUAAACCUUUUGUUCAUCUCCUCUGCUGGAAGGGAUUCUUGGGUUCUCCAGGAAUUCUAUGUUUUUGCAAGUAUAUAUCUAAUUGUUGGCGAGAAAUAAAAGGCCACAAGCUUAUCUUCUCUAA